CACCAAACCCCCUCCCCCCCCAAAGACCGCGACGGCCAAAAUGUGCCAAUACUGGAUCGUGGAUUACCCCUGUUGUCACAUCCGUACCCAACUCCACAAGUGCCACCAGUGGCAAGACUGCAAGGAUUUCCGGCUCAGGACGGUCUACACGCCCUCGGGUAUACGAUGUGCGUGGUGCGAGAAAAGUCACCCACAAAAGUUCCGUGACGAGGAUGGUGAAUUGCACACGAUGGGGUCAAGGGACUUCACCUACGAAACCUCCGAAUCUGGAAAACCGGGAGACGUUCACGCGGAACGGAUAUUGGGGCCCAAAUUGAAAGACAUUGUGGAGUGGUUGACUGGCACCGAGCCGGCAUCAAACGGUGGUGACGGUGACCGUGCCGGUGAGGGCGAUCGUGACGGGGGUGACGGCCGCGGCGGCGGCGGCGGUGAUGAUGAUGAGAAUGCUGCUGCUGCUGCUGCUGCUAUUACAUGCACAACGCCGGCGAAGCGUCUUAACUGACGUCCGUGUAUCAACUAUAUAUGUCGACAGUUUUCCUGGACGGAAACAUGUUCCUCUCGCACCAUCCUCGAGCACGACUUUCAUCUUCAGAACGACAACAAGGCAGCAAAGGAGUGCUUCCAAUAUCGAUUGUUAUUGUUCGAAAAACGACCUUUCAAGUCCCUCUCUUGACGACGAGCCUGCCUCUCUCCCUCUCCCUUGCAUACACACGCACGCACAUAACAAAACCUUCGACCCUUUCUCUCAAACCCGGUUUCCUCGAAGAUCGACAGGGGCGGGGGCAAUGUGCGAAAAAGUCAUUCAGACGUUCAGUUGCGGACACAGACGUGUCACGGUCCGGGAAUGCUACAGUUCUCGUUGUCGAGGAACACGAGAAACGAGAAUCAACGGAGGUGGUCGGUGCGCCGAUUGUCUCAGACGAUGGCGCGGAAUCGGCGGAGCGUCUUCUGUUAUGCCUUUGGUCGAGGAGCCGGCAACGACUUCUGAG
Molecule: messenger RNA, 989 nt
Organism: Exophiala oligosperma
Lineage: Eukaryota; Fungi; Ascomycota; Eurotiomycetes; Chaetothyriales; Herpotrichiellaceae
Exons: 1
Coding region: 41-502 (153 amino acids)
Source: RefSeq, a predicted model, not a curated record